AUGUCUGUCUUCACCCCCACCAACCAGAUCCGCCUGACCAACGUGGCGGUGGUUCGCAUGAAGCGCGCAGGCAAGCGCUUCAAGAUCGCCUGCUACAAGAACAAGGUGGUGGGCUGGCGCAGCGGCGUGGAGAAAAACCUGGACGAGGUCCUGCAGACGCACUCCGUGUUCGUGAACGUCUCCAAAGGCCAGGUCGCUAAGAAGGAAGACCUCAUCAGUGCCUUCGGCACCGACGAUCAAACGGAAAUCUGCAAGCAGAUUUUGACUAAAGGAGAGGUUCAGGUAUCUGAUAAAGAAAGGCACACACAGCUGGAGCAGAUGUUUAGGGACAUUGCAACCAUCGUGGCAGACAAGUGUGUCAACCCGGAAACAAAGAGACCUUACACUGUUAUCCUUAUUGAGAGAGCCAUGAAGGACAUCCACUAUUCAGUCAAGCCCAAUAAGAGUACAAAACAGCAGGCUUUAGAAGUGAUAAAGCAGCUGAAGGAAAAGAUGAAGAUUGAACGUGCUCACAUGAGGCUCCAGUUCAUUCUUCCAGUGAAUGAAGGGAAGAAGCUCAAGGACAAGCUUAAGCUGUUGAUCAAGGUUAUAGAAAAAGACUAUAGCCAGCAGCUAGAAAUUGUGUGUCUGAUUGACCCAGGCUGCUUCCAGGAAAUUGAUGAGCUAAUAAAAAAGGAAACAAAGGGCAAAGGUUCUUUGGAAGUUCUCAAUUUGAAAGACGUGGAAGAAGGAGAUGAGAAGUUUGAAUGACAUUCCUCAGUCUCUUCAGCUAUAAAACACUAAAAGGAGAUGUUUCUGUUUCUGGUAGCACUGUUCAAUUUCUGUGAUUUGCCAAAAAAAGUGAUCGAUUUGACAUUUCUGUCUUGUGUUCAUCUGUGCAUAAAAAGACUUCCUACAUGAGGAUAAUGUGGGAAUGACUUUGUUUUAAUUUUAAACAGGUGUUCUAAACACAAAUGAAAACUCAAAAGUACCAAGUCCAGAGGGUCAUUUUGCUGCUGUCUCAGGCCUUUAUGGCACUCCAAAAUGAAAGCUUCCUGAGACAACUCUUGUGGCUAAAAAGUUAAGUUUUGUAUAUUAUAUAAGUAAGAUUAUUGGGAAAUAUGUCUGUAUGUUAAAAAGGAGUAUUUACUGGAAAAGAAAACGUGUAAUACAGCCUGUAGGGGUAACUAUCGUGUCAGUCAAGCUUGGAUGACGACGUCCUGAUUAUCUGAAAUGCGCAUGUGGUGGCUGUAGGACUGAAUGAUGGUCAUUGAAUAUGCUGCCAAAACUCAGAUUGUCCUUGGUAAAAUAUAAAGUCAUUCGUUUCUAAUUCUUAAAGCUAUAUAAUAUAUAUUAAUACAGCUAAAAUUAUAUGUGAUCAAUAAACUACUACUAUUUUUAUUAAACUGGCUUGUGUUUGUAGACAGCUUGCUAACUCCUUUUCUCCACCUACAGUAGGGUUGGAAGUUGUCAGGAGAAUUAAAUAAGCUGGUGUUAAUGAACAUGCCUAUCUGAAAAACACCAAAUAAAUCUUAAUUUGGGAGAUGUAA
Messenger RNA from Marmota flaviventris (yellow-bellied marmot), 1529 nucleotides. The record is from RefSeq and is a predicted model, not a curated record. Lineage: Eukaryota; Metazoa; Chordata; Mammalia; Rodentia; Sciuridae.